Messenger RNA from Cercospora beticola, 1086 nucleotides. RefSeq lists its product as uncharacterized. NCBI's taxonomy places the organism in Eukaryota, Fungi, Ascomycota, Dothideomycetes, Mycosphaerellales, Mycosphaerellaceae. The record is from RefSeq and is a predicted model, not a curated record.
AGCAUGAUCAUGAAUGUCACGCCUCAAUGGCUGUUAAUGAUGCCUAGUCGAUGAGAAGCGUUUGCUUGCGAGUCGAUUUUCAGUCAGAACUAUGGACACAAAAUCGGAUGACAUCAGGCAGAUCAGCAAGCGAUCCUCUCCAUCUUUCCUCAGCUCGUUCAGCUCGUUCAGCUCGUUCAGCUCUACUUCUGGCGACAAUGCAUGAUGCAACUCAUGGUAUAGAUGGAUAGUACUGAAGAGACACAGUCGACAGGGUCGGCCACAAGCAGUCCAUAUGAAUACCCGAAUAAGAAGUUCAGCUCCACAAGGGACUACCUCGAAUGGCUCUCGAUAGCAGUCAUGGAAGCGCACACCACGAGCCACGGCUUCGACCCCAUCCUCUUCCAACACGUCGCUUCCGAUUUCGAGAUGGUCAACGCGUCGGUUCACGAAUGUCCGUUGCCUCCGGCUGCCAAUCUGGCGGAACAUCUGCAACAGAUUGUGCAAUUCAGAAAAGACAACCCGGGGUGGAAAGUCAACGCUACAAAUGUCAGCGUCAGCUUGCUGAAAGGCUCCAACUCGGCUGAAGUGUGGUUGACGAUGAGAGGAUGCGAUGCGGACGACAUCACCUUCAACCGCGAGAGUGUGAGCAUAUUACACUGGCGGAGGCGAUCGACAGAUGGUGUCUGGGUCUGCUAUAGGCAUACUGGGAUAAGAGGUCCGGGUGAUAGUCUGGCCGCCACUGGCGUAUGAGAGGACCAGGGAAGUGGUUGUGUCUCAAAGGGCAGACAGGCGGUGCGCCGCGGUCAUAUACCCGGGUGGGUGAUGGGGUCCAGCAGCACCAUGCCUGCCGAACCGCCCUGCGCGUCAGCACUUCAAGAUGCAUAGCGUGAUUAGGAGAUGCUCACAGAACACGUUGGCACAAUACGCCUCCUGUAGACCGUGGAUGCUGACCAACAAAGUCCUCCCUGCAUCGCGCCUCAGAAGUGGAUUGUCGAUCGGAGAAGACAUUCAACACAAUGUCGUGUACAUAAGGUUAUUCGAGACAUAUGCUGCUAUAUCGACUGGCUCUUCCACCGAAAAUGCAUAGCUGAACCAAUACUCCCU